GUUGCCUGUGGUCAGUGACAUCAUCGGACAGGACCUCUUCCUCAUUCAGAUUGACUCACUGAUAUCUGGGCCACUCGUGAUUUGAAACACGGUUUAUACGGCUAAGUGACCUUCAAUAACUUUAUUUAAAUUGCUGGUAAGUGAUUAGGUCCUGUAAGAGACGGUAUAAUACCGAGGAAAGAAGUGCGUUCAGUUCAAGGAAGUAACAACUGAGAUGGUACCUUUGAUGUUUAAAGAUGCUUUCUGGGGGUCUGAAUUCACAUGUCAUGCCGGGUACGACGCAGUGAUCCAAAGGUUACGAGAUGGAAGGCAAAUGUGCAAAGAUGUGGAAGAGCUUUUAAAGAUGAGGGCACUAGCAGAAGAGAAGUACGGGAAGGAACUGGUGACUAUUGCUCACAAAGCUGGAGGACUCACAGAGAUAAGCACCUUGAGAGCAUCCUUAGACCAGUUAAAAACACAAAUUGAGAACAUCGGGAACUUUCACAUCCAACUCUCUGAUACAUUGAAAGAGGAGGUGAAAAAGAUUGAGACAUUCAGAGAACGGCAGAAAGAGCAGAGGAAGAAGUUUCAAAGCAUCAUGGAGAAGGUUCAGAAGAAAAAGGUUUCCUUGUACAAGAAGACCAUGGAGUCUAAGAAGAACUACGAGCUGAGAUGCAAAGAGGCAAACGAGGCAGAGCAGGGGGCUGAGAAGAAAAAUCCAGACAAGGCUCGUCAGAAGGCUAAGCAAUGCAGACAGGCAGCCAAUGAAGCAGAGAGGCUGUACUUUACCAGCAUUAUUCAACUAGAUGAAGUUCGCCAGGACUGGGAAGAAACACACACAAGUACAUGUGAGGUGUUCCAGCAGCUGGAGGGAGAUCGCAUCAGCAUGCUCAGGUAUGCUCUCUGGGACCAUUGCAAUCAUUUCUCCAUGCAGUGUGUCAAUGAUGAUGAGUCUUACGAGGAAGUGAGAAAGCAACUGGAAAAGUGUGACAUCACGACAGACAACAACUAUUUCAUAGGGAUGAAGAGCACAGGAUUGAAGCCUCCAGAGCCCAUUUUGUUUGAGAGCUGCAACCAGACGACGAUUUCCGGGAACAGCAAUGGGCAAGCUCAUUCUGUGGGAGGAGUAGACAACAUGUUGAAGAGGCGUUCUGAUCCCCUCCCUCUUAGUCCUGUGAGCAUCAGUGUGGACAGUCCUCAAAGCUCACGAUCAGCACUGACAUGUGUUGACGAGUCUUCAGCUGAGACUUCAGAUGGAGGAUAUGCACCUCUACAACGCCUCCAGUACGCAGCACCACUGGCCACAGAAUCACCUGAUAGAGAUUUCUACGUUGUACUUUAUGAAUUCUCUGCACAGGAAGAGGACGAACUGUCUGUCAGUAGAGGAGAGCUGGUCCGAGUUUUGGAGAGAGGAGAAGAUGGUUGGUGGGUAGUGGAGAAGAUGGGGCUGAGUGGAAUGGUACCAGGAAACUAUCUGGCCAAAAUCUGAACACACACACACACACACACACACACACACACACACACAACAAAAACAACAACAACAAAAUACAUACAAAUGACAUCACAUGCAUAAUCACACACCAAAACAUGUGCAUGUGCAUAUGCUUAAAAAUAAAAAGUAUCCAUGCUGUGUUAAUCUUGCACGCAACACUUCACGCACACAUUCACAGACACAUUAACACCUACAGAUAACUUUCUCAGGCUUUCUAGGUGAGUGUUUGAGUGUUCUCUGAGCAAUUUACAAAAGUUAUAGAAAGUGAGAUCUUUUGUUUAUUUAUACAGUAAAAGCUUUCCAGAAAGACUACUGAAUUGAUCCGUGGGAUUAUUAUUUAUUAAGCCUUAAUUAGACAUUACAUUGUAACCCUGCUACCUCAGGUGUUGUACAGCUGGGAUUUUCACAUCCAAACUCCUCAUGCUUUCCAAUAAUGUACACCUAGUACAGUCUCAUGAAUGAUAAACCAACCGGUGCUGGAAAUUUGAGUGGACUGUGGACUCGGCUCUGCAUAACAAAAAUAGUAUAACUUUUUUUAAAAUCAACAAUCCAAACUCUGAUCAUCAUAUUAUAAAGAAAUAACUGAUAAAUUAUUUUAUCUCCAAUUGAUAAGGAACCAUAGCUGUGUCAGUUGACUCAAGCAUUGUAUUUGAUGUGAGCCGUCAGUUACCAUUAAAUAAAGUUAAGGGUGUAUGAUUGAAACUUCCAGCAAUACGGACCGCAAACUUCCAAGAGGAAAAAAUGGGAACUGGAGCACAUUAAUUUAGUUACAGCCUUUAAUUGUGCAAACAGAAACAUUUCGACUUUGAAUAUUGAACAUGACACCCUCUUUGAUUCAAUAUCCAGUAGAUCUGAAAUCCUGUUCUGUUAUCCAAUGACAUUUGUACACCUGCUCUAGGUUGACAAUAUGUGUUUGCCUCAUGUCUUUGUCCAUUCUGACUCUGAUGAGCACACAGUAGUGCUGAAACAUAGUCUGUCUGCACAAUUAAAGGCUGAAAAUCAAUCAGUGUGCUUCCAUCCUCAUCCUUUGAGUGUGUGUGAUGAGUCUAAAUCAAUGGUGCAACAGUGUAUAAUGAUGAUUCAACAGUUGACUUGGUGUAAUAGCAUGUUCAACUAGCGCCCAGCUUGGUUUUGUCUCUCAGGUUCUUUGUAUCAUUUCUUGGUCGUAGUUUUGUGUGUGUGUUUGUGAGCUGGGUAAAAUGGAGGGUUACAUGUUCUGUACAUAUGUUAUAUGUACAUAUGUUACUAUUGCAAAUACAAAAAUAUAAUUAAUGUAACUGAGAAAACUUUUCACAUUUGUCAACUGACAGAACAGGUAUUUGUUUAAACAUAUUAUGUUUCAUGCGAUUGGUGAAAUAUCAAAUGUUUAUGUCUGUAUGUAUAACUGGUAACAUAUUUACUUUCAUAUACAGCAAUAUGGAUGAAAAUAAACAGUCAAGUUGAAA
Molecule: messenger RNA, 2919 nt
Organism: Larimichthys crocea (large yellow croaker)
Lineage: Eukaryota; Metazoa; Chordata; Actinopteri; Sciaenidae
Gene: pstpip1b
Product: proline-serine-threonine phosphatase interacting protein 1b
Exons: 15
Coding region: 215-1468 (417 amino acids)
Biological process (GO): actin filament polymerization
Cellular component (GO): actin filament; plasma membrane; cytoplasm
Molecular function (GO): actin filament binding
Source: RefSeq, a predicted model, not a curated record